CACGUUCCCGCGCCGUGUUCGUCAUUUCCGCCCGCUGGAGGGAGGAGGACAGAGGAGCGGAAAAUGGCGGACGGUGUUGAUCACAUCGAUAUUUACGCAGAUGUAGAAGAGGAGUUCAAUCAGGAAACAGAUUAUCCUGUUCACGAGCAGAUCGACCUCUAUGAUGACGUCAUCUCCCCCUCGGCCAAUAACGGUGAUGCACCAGAGGACAGAGAUUACCUGGACAACCUUCCCGCACCUGGAGGCACCGAGGGGAAUAAAGGAGCUCCGCCCAACGUUGUGUACACGUAUACUGGCAAGCGCAUUGCUCUGUACAUCGGCAACCUCACCUGGUGGACUACAGAUGAGGAUCUGACAGAAGCCAUUCGCUCCAUCGGUAUCAGUGACGUGCUGGAGAUCAAGUUCUUUGAGAACCGAGCUAACGGACAGUCAAAAGGGUUUGCGUUGGUAUGUGUAGGAUCUGAAGCCUCCUCCCGGAAGUUGUUGGACUUGCUGUCAAAGCGCGAGCUUCACGGCCAGAACCCGAUCGUCACACCCUGCAACAAACAGUCGCUUAGUCAGUUCGAGCUGCAGUCACGCAAGAGCACCCAGUCGGGGCAGAUGUCAGGGGAAGGGAAAGCUGGACCUCCAGGUGUUGGUCCCCGCAGUGGUUUUCCCCUUGGUAGGGGUCGCGGGCGUUUUCCAGGUCCUGCAGGGCCCGGAGGAGAUCGCUUCCCUGGACCUGUUGGGCCUGGAGCUCCACCUCCACACUUCCCUGGUGGUAUACAGAGUCCUCCCCGCCCUCCUCCAGGUCCUCCUGGUCCUCCAGGUCCUCCUGGCCCUCCACCUCCUGGUCAAGGUUUAGCCCCACCCCUUUCAGGCCCUCCUAAUAGAGGGGACCGCCCACCUCCUCCUGUACUGUUUCCUGGUCAGUUUGGCCAACCUCCACUUGGUCCAUUACCUCCUGGCCCACCUCCUCCAGGUUAUGGCCCGCCCCCUGGUCCUCCCCCACCUCAGCAAGGUCCACCCCCUCCUGGCCCAUUCCCACCUCGUCCCCCUGGUCCUAUCGGACCUCCCCUGGCCUUAGCGCCACCCCCUCACAUGCGUGGCCCCCCUCCUGGAGGCCCACCACCUGCCCCUCAUGUAAACCCUGCCUUCUUCCCACCACCCGGUAACAACAACAUGGCAGCACCAGAUAGAGCCCCACCCCCCAACGACCCUUACGGACGGCCUCCCCCUUAUGACCGGGAUUACGGCCCGGGCAGGGAGAUGGAUGCAGCUCGGGCCCCUCUGAGUGAGGCUGAAUUUGAGGAGAUAAUGAAUAGAAACAGAGCUAUCUCCAGCAGCGCUAUAUCCAGAGCUGUGUCAGAUGCAAGUGCAGGAGAUUACGGCAGUGCUAUUGAGACACUGGUGACUGCGAUUUCAUUAAUAAAGCAGUCGAAAGUUUCUGCUGAUGAUCGCUGUAAAGUGUUAAUCAGCUCUCUGCAGGACUGCCUGCACGGAAUCGAGUCCAAAUCCUACGGCUCUGCCUCCAGCAGACGAGAGCGAUCGCGGGAUCGGGACCACAGUCGCUCUCGUGAGAAAAGUCGCCGUCACAAAUCGCGUAGCCGCGAUCGUCACGAAGAUUAUUACAGAGAGAGGAGCCGUGAGCGAGACCGCCACCGCGAGAGGGACCGUGACCGUGAGAGAGACCGCGACCGUGAGAGGGAAUACCGCCAUCGUUAGGACAGAGCUGAAUGGAAGAAAACAAUAAGGAAGAGUGUCUGAGGAGGAAGAAGCGACCCGAGCACUUCGCACUCAUCCAUCAGCGCUCUUCAUCCCUCCGUCACUAAGGGCGACUGGACUCGGCCACACACACCGCUCCAGUGCAGAUCUGUUUCAAACGUAUAUAUAUAUCUACUUACUCACUCUUAAUUCCCAGCUGCUUAUUUUUUUAUUUUUUACAUUUUAUUUGACCCGCGUAUUCCGACGAAGAAAAGUUCAGCUUUUUUGGCGUUAAAAUUAAAGGUAACACUUGCCUGCUUGGUCCUUUCACCAAAAACGUAACCGUUUUUGACGCCUGUAAUGUGUAAAUUGUUGUUUUUAUAGGGGACUUUUGUUUUCAUCUCCCUCUUCCCCUCAUUUCCCCACUCUGUUUGUCUGCAUCAUUGUCUGUGAAUGUUUCUGCCUUGAUUUAUUAAAUAGACCGUGUUGUAAUAAAGUGUUUCUGGGGUUGCCA
Messenger RNA from Hemibagrus wyckioides, 2197 nucleotides. It is a transcript of the gene cpsf6, whose product is annotated as cleavage and polyadenylation specific factor 6. The coding region runs from base 64 to 1704 and encodes 546 amino acids. Gene Ontology annotation, biological process: mRNA alternative polyadenylation. The record is from RefSeq and is a predicted model, not a curated record. NCBI's taxonomy places the organism in Eukaryota, Metazoa, Chordata, Actinopteri, Siluriformes, Bagridae. Gene Ontology annotation, cellular component: mRNA cleavage and polyadenylation specificity factor complex. The transcript is spliced from 10 exons. Gene Ontology annotation, molecular function: mRNA binding.